Messenger RNA from Myxozyma melibiosi, 1379 nucleotides. RefSeq lists its product as uncharacterized. NCBI's taxonomy places the organism in Eukaryota, Fungi, Ascomycota, Lipomycetes, Lipomycetales, Lipomycetaceae. Gene Ontology annotation, biological process: regulation of signal transduction. The record is from RefSeq and is a predicted model, not a curated record. Bases 272 to 1072 code for a protein of 266 amino acids. The transcript has a single exon. Gene Ontology annotation, molecular function: protein phosphatase inhibitor activity.
GCCGCUGUUGGGACUUUUCACCGCUCAAAAUUUUUUUUCGCAGCUCCCUCUUCUCCCAAGUAUCGUCACGUGAUAACAAUUUCACGUGACUAUGAUUAGGUAACUAUGAGCUCAUCACAUGCGCGGGCAUAAAAAAUAGGUCGCGCUGUCAGGGAAUCUCGCGAGGAGCCCACAAGAACCUGAUUGCUGUUACUCUACUCUCUUCUCUCUUCAUUUAUCUACUACAGAAUUGCUUUUACGAGAGAAAACUGCAAAAGAGAACAGGAUCAUCAUGUCGCAUACACCAGUCUCCGCCGAUACCGUGCACCCACGGGGCAUCCUCAAGAACCCGCCGCCUCCGGAGCGAUACCACCAGCCGCCUCCGCCGAUCGAUCGCGAUCUGCUGCUGCAAAACACGGAGCGCAAUGCGGCGAUGCACGGCGACCGGUCAAUGAUGAACAUCAAGCCGCUGGAGAAGAAACCGGCGGCGGUGGAUCCGCUGGCUGACCGCGGGCACACGUCUGGCGCGCCGCUGGUGCAUGCACCGCAUUCGGAGCCGCCGGAAGAGCUGUUGCCGGUCGAGGGCGAGGACGAGGAGACGGCGAGGAAGAGGCAGGAGGCGAGGUUGAAGUGGGAUGAGGCGAAUAUCUAUCUGACCGAGCAGGAGCGGACGGCGACGAUGAAGAUUACCGAGCCAAAGACGCCAUACGCUGCCUCUGUUGAUCCGUCAGAUCUGGUGGAUUACGACGACAAUGACGAGAUAAUCAACCUGACAUUAAACGGAAUCAAUAACGGAGUGGGCGCGAAGCCUAGUUCGGACGUGCCAGAUCUUGAUUUGGGUGAGCCAGAGGAGAAUUACGCUGCUGUGCCGAGCGAAGAGUCGCGGAUCAUAGUCGACGAGAGCGCUGCGGCCGCGGACGAGCGAGAAGAGCAGGCCAACGACGAGAACACAGAGCCAACCGAGACAGAAGAGGAAAGACACCGGAGGUUUGAGGAGUUGCGGAAGAAGCACUACGAAAUGAAAGACGCACUGAAGAUCGCGCAGGCGCUGGCGAAGCACCCUGAGGAUGAGGAGGAUGAGGACGAGGAAUAGUGUGUUGAUUACGAUAGUCGUUUUGUGUAUACUGGUUGUAAUUGUGAAUACUCCUCAAGAAUCAAUGGGUCAUCAAACAGUUUAUUAUUAAAGUAAAUGUACAGCUACUCUGACACCCGACCAUCAAAUUUUUAUUGCCUGCAAAAAGAUGCAGACUUCCAGUCGGGUUCUUAUAGAAGCAGUGAGAAGAAACCUCCUCUAGUCUGCGCAGCGCAAAAAACUGUUAGGUUUAAAUCACAGCUAAAACACAGAUUAGGAAGUAAUUAAACGUCCAAUUCUCAGCCGUACUGUCUUUGCUGCGCGUAGA